AUUCGAUUGGGCACUUUAGUAGGUCCCCUAGAUCGACAUUAUUAAAUAUCGAAAGUGAUACUUAACAAAAAAUAAAUAAGAUAAGUGAAUGAAUAAAAUAACUUAUGACACUUAUUUGAGAUACGGGUAAAGCUCAUAGGCCAAAAAGUGGCGAUUAUGGCGCUCCAUUCAUAUUAAAGUUGUUUGGCUUUGCUUUAGUCUAGGCCUUUUACGAGUCAGCGUGGUUGUCAGUGCUGGUGUUGUUUAAAUCGUUUAGUGUCUGAGAAUUUUUAGGUAUUCCUGUAUAAUGAUUCCACGUGUGCUAAUAGUUGGAGCUGGUUUAACAGGUGCGGCCACAGCUGUGCUUCUGCAAAGGGAGUUGCAACAGGCUGUAUCUGUUGUCAUUUGGGAUAAAGCUAGAGGAUCGGGUGGUCGCAUGAGUACAAGUCGCAGUGCAUCCAAUCCUAAUUCUACUGUUGACCUCGGUGCCCAGUACAUUUCCUGUACGCCUGCUUACGCAUCAUCACAUGCACAAUUUUACAGUGAGCUGAUCAGUAAUCAUAUUUUAACGCCAUGCCAGGUUGUCAUUGAGGGCAUGAGAGAUUCAGACGGUGAUACCAAACAUUAUGUAACACCAAAAGGAACGAGUUCCAUUGUGAAAUAUUACCUUCAACAGUCUGGCGCUAAUAUUCACCACAAUUGUCAUUUACAAACCAUUGAUGUAAAAUGUGAUGAUGGAGUAGAAACAAUAUUAGCUGAGCACCAAGGCAGCGAUCAGAAGCAUUCAUUUGAUGUUGUUGUGCUAUCCCAGCCUGUACCACAAAUUCUCCAGCUUGGAGGCGGUAUACAGGAUAUUUUAGCAAAAAAUUCAAACGUUCUAAAGAAGUUAGAGGAAGUUGAGUACUCGUCCAGAUAUGCACUUGGUUUGUAUUUCAGUCCUGGAACAAAGUUUGAUGUGCCUUGGGAAGGCAAGUACACGUAUGAUGAUCCCUGCGUUAGAUGGAUAUGCAUCGACAGUAAAAAGAGAGGAAACGAAUCAGAUGCUGAUGGUCCAACAUUAACAGUUCACACCAGCGUACCGUUUGGUUUAAAACACUUAGAGGACAACAAACAAGAUGUCCAAAAAAUUAUAUUGCAACAUCUUUCAACCUUACUGCCUGGUCUUCCUGAACCUGUCGAGGUCAAAUGUCAAAGAUGGAGGUACUCACAGGUUUAUAAAGGUGUAGAAGGUGGUCCAGGGUGUAUGAAGUUAGCAGAAUCAAAGACGAGUUUGUUGCUAGCUGCCGGUGAUGCAUUUGUUCACUCUAAUUUUGACGGUUGCAUUGAAUCAGCAAAGAAAACCAGUCACACCAUCAUAGAUUUUCUAAAAUCCAACUGUAAAUUAUGAAAGGAAUAUUAUAGUACAGUAAUGAUAGCAAUAUUAUUAUUAUUAUUUAUUAUUAUUAUUAUUAUUAUUAUUAUCAUUAUCAUUAUUAUUAUUAUUAUUAUUAUUAUUAUUAUUAUUAUUAUUAUUAUUAUUGCUGUUUCUUGUUAUUUUGAUGUGCGUAUCCCAUGACACCUUUGACACAAAAAAGCUGUUGUUUAAUUCUGAUUUUUUUUUCUUUUUUACCAUGUUUUUGCAAAGGGUGUUUCUACCCUUAGAUCAUCCUAAAGGUUGGUGCAAACAAAGACCAUGUUAUAAUAAAGUGAAAUUGACAUUACUCUACAUUUUUAAUACGUUAUUGCAGUAAUAAAUUAAUAAUUCAACUGUUUAUGUUAACGCAAUGUUUAACACAAUUUGCGUUUGAUAUUAAAGCGUUUAGAACUAGUUAUGGCUAGGAAUGACGUAAAUACAGGCUUUUUCUUGCUGGCUGACAUUCAUGACUUGUCCCAUUGAUGAGAAUGAUACAAACAGAGGUGUGGAUGAAUUAGGUUCCUAGCACUGUAACGCUACUAUGUUUGUGUCAUUGCUUGUAUCGAACGUCAGGUGGUGUUGGUCAUAAUAUUGAGUUUGACCAAUCAACAGUCGAGUGUCUUAGCAUUAGGCACUUGCCCUGAUAGCAAGAUGCUGCAGGUUCAAUUCCCGCCAGAGACACUAUUUUUAAUAUCCUACGACUGAAGGAACUUAUGGUUGAUACGAACAUCACAAUAACAUCACAUGAUCAAAUAAUUUCAUCUGGUGUAAUAUUUGUUGUUAUUCUUUCUAUGUAUAUCAUCAGCUGUGACGUUUCGGCUAGUUGUUAUUACAGCCGUUGUAUGGUGGAGUGAUACAGUUUGCCGAGCCAGACGUCAUCAUAGUAGGAUUCUUAAAUCAUAAAACUAAUGUUAAGUGGCAUGUGGAAGUGAGUGAAGUUUGCUGCACACGUCCCAGGUUGAAAGAAAACAUAGGUGAACAAUGAAUAUUUUUAUUCAAAUUCUUUACAGCACAUUUGGCAGCCAAAGUUGAAUUGCAGCAUUGUAUAACAUGCAUUUCUACCAACAUUAAAAUAUACUAUACAAUUUAUAAUUAAUGUCCUGUAAAAAAAAUAAGAUCAUUAUUAUUUUUACAACAGUUAUUGCAAAAAUUACAAUUAAUAUUGCCAUAAGCGUCCCCCUUUAGUUGAGAAAACUAUUAUAUUAAAUUAUUUCUCCCCACAAUUUCUUCAGACCAUGGAGGACAAACACCAUUUUUUUUUUCAAAAAAGGGCAGAAAUUUGCGCAUAAUACCUGCUAAAACGUCUCAUAACUGCUUAAACAAUCCCAUGUCGGGAAAGUCCUUGCAACACUACUAACAAAUACGUUAUCUCUCCAUACUAUCAGUUAUGAAGUAAAAAAAAAAUAAUUCCACAUUUUAAUUACUUAAUUUGUAUAUUUAAGUAAAUUAUUAAAUCAAUUUUACAAAUUUAAGUUGAUUAAUAACAUUCCUGUGUUCUCUAGAUCAUUAACUUGGCUGGUAAUCAAUUAGAUAAGGAUUUUUUGUAAUGUCUCUGAAUCGCGAACAAAAAAAGAAAAGAAAAAUAAAACUUGUUUUCGA
Molecule: messenger RNA, 2971 nt
Organism: Anneissia japonica
Lineage: Eukaryota; Metazoa; Echinodermata; Crinoidea; Comatulida; Comatulidae
Product: renalase-like
Exons: 8
Coding region: 287-1366 (359 amino acids)
Cellular component (GO): extracellular region
Molecular function (GO): oxidoreductase activity, acting on NAD(P)H
Source: RefSeq, a predicted model, not a curated record